UAUGUCAGAAAUGGGCUUUUUUGAUUACUGGUGAUUACGGCGAUGCAGUGUUGCCAGAUAUUGCUAUUAAGAUGAGCAAAAGCCCAUCAGUAAAUAAAAAUAAACUGAAUAUAUUACAAAUCUUUUGCAAAUAAGAUAAGAUAAAGAUAUCGCUGACCCUAAACCGCAAGGUCCUACAUUAUUAACUUUCUAAAGUGUCAAAUUAAGUGGGAAAGACAAGUCAAAAACGUGCAUAUUAGCUGGAUUUGGCAACACGGAGACUGCACUCGCGUCCUCACUCGCAACUCUCUCAAGCCUCGUUCACUCCGGCAGCGUCCCGCAGCGAUCAUUUUCAUACCACGGACGCUAAACAUUCUUGCAAACUGUCUAAACUGAAUUAUACAUACAGACAUAUGAGGAGUUUAAUAGCAAAUUGGUCAUUCAGAGAACAAAUUUUAUUUUUGAACAUGAAAAAUUUACCGAGGUUCGGACCUCGGUGACCUCAUAGUUGGCUACGGGCCUGCGCGGAAGUCUCCCCCGAUUAGAACGGUGCUUUACAUUUCCGGGUUUCUAGUCACAUUACAUAUUUUCAGAGCAGAUAAUAUAAUGUGAAACCUAUGAAAGUCAUUUUAAAAAAUCAUGUGGCGCCAUUGUUUCAUCACUUUAGUGUCGCAAUGACCGUCUUUUUGCAGUAAAGGACCAGUCAUAGUUCAAUGAGUGGGAAGAUGACAUGAAGCGACGCGAGGUUAAGCUGCAUUGAAAACAGAUGAGUGCACAUACAGCUCCCGAUCGGGGUGAAGUUCAUGGGAUUUUGUACACAGAAUGAUAAGAGCAAACAUUACUUUAACAUAUAUUAUUAUUUCACACUCAGUAUUUUAACUUAAGCGCUGCAAGCCAUAUAUACAGUGCCUGACAAGUAGGGCUGUGAGAUUAAUCGAAAUCGAAAUAAAAUCGCGAUUUGAGCUUGCGCGAUUUCUAAAUCGCUUUAUUGCACGAUUUUUUCCGCGCGCCCGGCCCCAACCUCCCGCAGUAUGCUAUCCGAACCAAUCAGAAUGCAGCGCGCCUAAAUUGAGCGCGAGAACAGAACAGACCGGGCAUACAGACAUAGUAUGCUACAGAAACAGGGAAGAUGAGUUCAGAACAGGAUAAGGACUUGGUGCCCAAAAAAAAAUCAACAUCUGUUGUGUGGGACUACUUUGGAUACAAGAGAGAUGAUUUAUCACAGAGCCAGGUAAUUUGCAAGACUUGUCAAUCUGUCGUUGCGGCAAAACAGGGUAACACAACAAAUCUAUUUCAACACCUGAGGCAGCGCCACAAAGAGCUCUAUGACCAAUGCAUGGCAAAAAAAUCCCUGGACAUGAACGAAAGUACAUCCCAAACACAUUCGGAACGAGGUGAACAAAAAUCAAUAAUACAGGCAUUUGCGAGCUGCACACCAUACGAAAAAAGUUCAAAAAGGCAUAAAGAAAUAACCGACGCUGUCACGUAUCAUUUAUGCAAAGAUAUGGUACCCGCAAAUAUUGUCAGUAAAGCCGGCUUCCAAAAAAUGAUACAGACCCUUGAUAAGAGAUACCAACUGCCAUCGCGAAGUUAUUUUUCAAGAGUUGCCAUCCCUGAAAUGUAUUCCAAAUGCAAGGCCAGUGUUGAAUUGGAGUUAAAUCAAGUGAAAUACUACGCAACUACUUCAGAUAUGUGGUCAAGCAGAACAUCAGAGCCUUACUUAAAUUUAACGGUGCACUUCAUUAAUGACAAUUUCGAAAUGAAAAGCCGAUGCUUGCAAACGUCAUACUUCCCUGAUGACCACACUGGAGAGAAUCUGUCUCAGGGUUUGAGAGAUGCUCUGGCUUCCUGGGGACUUUGUGAGGAGCAGCAAGUGUCAAUCACCACAGACAACGGAUCGAACAUUGUGAAGGCUGUCGCUCUAAACAAAUGGACAAGAUUACAAUGCUUUGGACAUAGACUGCAUCUUGCAAUCGAAAAUGCAGUUAAGGAUGACUCUCGCAUUUCCAGAGCCACAGGUUUGUGCAAAAAGUUGGUUGGCCAUUUUUCUCAUAGUUGGAAGAAGAAGGUGGCAUUAACUGAAGCCCAGGAAGAACUUCAGCUUCCAAAGCAUGCACUCAUAACAGAGUGCCCAACAAGGUGGGGCUCAAGGCAACGGAUGAUAGAACGAGUUUUGGAACAACAGAAGGCUCUGUCUCAGAUCCUUUCAGCUGAUCGCAAAACAAGACACCUGGUUCCACAAUGGCAGGACACAGAUGUCCUUGAAUCUGUGAGCAAGGCACUGAAACCCCUGCAGGAGUUCACAGAUGCCCUGUCUGGCGAGGACUAUGUCAGUGUGUCAUAUCUGAAGCCAGUUCUUCAUCUGUUCAACACAAAGAUACUGGCUGUGAAUGAUGAGGAUUCUGACCUGACCAACACAAUAAAAUCCAAAAUUCUUGAGUACAUUAAUAAAAAUUACGAUGAUGAAGAUACCCAAGAACUGCUGGAUAUGACGUCAUUCCUAGAUCCAAGAUUCAAGACAAAUUACAUUGCUGAAGACAAACUUCCAAACAUCAAGGCCAAGGUGAUGUCUGAUAUGAAAGAGGUAUCACACAAGGAUGCAGUGAAUUCUGAGAGCACCACAGGGAGACAGAAUGUAGACACAGUUCUACCUUCAUCAGCAAAAAAAACAAAGAAGUCUCUGGGCAGCUUUUUUAAGACUGUCUCAGCCAUGCCAGCAUCUCUGCAGCUUGAAGAAGCCAUUGCAUCUGAGAUGAACAGCUACCUGUUUACUCCUCCUAUCGACAGUGAGGAAGAUCCUCUUCGAUGGUGGAAACUACAUCAAAUUAACUUCCCAAGAUUGAGCAAGCUUGCACAAAAAUAUCUGUGCAUUCCAGCUACAAGCUCACCAUCUGAGAGGGUGUUUAGCACUGGAGGGAAUGUGGUGACAUGCCAACGUUCAUGCUUGAAACCUGAAAUGGUGGACAUGUUGGUUUUCUUAGCAGAAAACCUUUAAACAUUUAAAGCAGCUAGAUUCUGCCACUGUUCUAAUUGUAGUUAUUUGAGAGACUUUAGUCUGGGUUGUUUUUGUUGUUGUUUUGUUGGUUUGAUUACUCACAUA
Onychostoma macrolepis is the source of this 3079-nucleotide messenger RNA. Its product is annotated as E3 SUMO-protein ligase ZBED1-like. Gene Ontology annotation, molecular function: DNA binding; protein dimerization activity. Lineage: Eukaryota; Metazoa; Chordata; Actinopteri; Cypriniformes; Cyprinidae. The record is from RefSeq and is a predicted model, not a curated record. The coding region runs from base 1109 to 2974 and encodes 621 amino acids. The transcript is spliced from 3 exons.